AUGGGUCUCUUUGGUAACAAGAGCUCGCUCGAGCCUACCAUGGACCAAGUUCACGAGCAGCAAGCUCGUCGUCCCUCAGUCGCCGAGGUCAUUGAUAACCAAGUUCGACGCAAAUCUGUCGACAACCGUGUUGUUACUGGAGCUUCUGCUCUGACUGCUCGUCAAUCUAUUAUCCCGGUUGCCCUGGUCACAACGCUAUUCUUCAUGUGGGGUUUUGCCUAUGGUCUUCUCGAUGUGCUCAACUCGCGAUUUCAAGUUGCUCUGGACAUCACCCGUGGACAAUCCUCUGCUCUACAAGCUAGCUACUUCGGCGCUUAUUUCGUGGGGCCGCUAACCUAUUCGGGCUGGUUCUUGAGGAGGUUCGGAUACCGAUAUACAUUCAUCCUGGGACUUUCCAUCUACUGUGUCGGAGCCCUCAUGUUUUGGCCCGCGGCAGUCAAGCGAAGCUUCGGCGGCUUCUGUGGAGCCAUGUUUAUUGCUGGAUCUGGUUUAUCUACCUUGGAAACCAGUGCCAACCCAUACAUUGCCGUCUGCGGUCCUCCCAAGUGGUCUGAAUUCCGUCUCGAGCUGUCUCAGUCCGUCCAGGCUGUCGGUUCCGUCGUCGCCCCCGUCCUCGCCGCCCAAGUCAUCUUCAAGAACGUAGGCACUGACGGCAAGUCGCUCGAAGCUGUGCAAUGGGUCUACCUCGGAAUCGCAGCCUUUGUCGGUAUCCUAGCCGUAGUCUUCUUCUUCGCUCCUAUCCCCGAAAUCACAGACUCCGACAUGGCCGACCAAGCCGAGAUGACAAACGACACCACGGGCUACGUUGACAAGCCGCUCCGAAAGCAAUACACUCUCUUCUGGGGUACCGCCGCUCAGUUCUCCUACGUUGCCGGCCAAGUCGGUGUCGCCGCUUACUUCAUCAACUACUUCGCUGAAGCACGUCCCGAUCUCAGUGUCACCGAAGGCCACCACCAGGGCGCCAACUUCUACGCCAUCGCCCAAGGACUCUUCGCCAUUGGUCGUUUCGCCGCCGCUGGUCUCAUGUACUUUGGUGGAAAGCCGCGCUACGUGCUCCUUGCUUUCCAAACUCUCAUCAUGAUCUUCAUCUCCGCGGCCAUUGGCACAAACACCGGCGGCGCGAACCGCCCUAACUGGGGUGGUCUGAGCAUGUUGAUGAUUGUGCUAUUCUUCGAGUCUUGUAUUUUCCCAAUCAUCUUCGCUCUUACGCUUCGCGGUCUUGGUCGCCACACUAAGCGUGGUGCUUCUUUCCUCGUUUCCUCCGUCUGCGGUGGUGCUGUUGGCCCUGUUAUCCUCGGUAACGUGGCUGAUAGCAUUGGUACGAGGAAGGCUAUGUGCAUCCCGCUUAUCUUCUUCGCUAUCGCGUGGAGUUACCCUAUCUACCUUAACAUGGCAAAGGGUGCUGAGCUCGAUGCUUAUAAUGAGAGCCAUGUUGGUGUUAGCGAGGUCGGCCCCGUUGACGCUGAGAAGCUUUCUCUCGAGAAGGAUGUUGAGGCGAGGAUGGUUGAGGUCAAGGUCUAAAAAUCACCAUGGGAUAUGACAUCUAUGAAUUUUUUGUAGCGCGGCGUUUUUCUGAUGAGCUGGGUGGAACAAGUCUUUGUAUAUACCAUUGCAUGAUGCAUAUAGAUCUCUUAUUUGCAAAUAGAAUCUGAGAUGACUUUUCCGA
Pyrenophora tritici-repentis Pt-1C-BFP is the source of this 1666-nucleotide messenger RNA. RefSeq names its product FucP, Fucose permease. The record is from RefSeq and is a predicted model, not a curated record. Lineage: Eukaryota; Fungi; Ascomycota; Dothideomycetes; Pleosporales; Pleosporaceae. Gene Ontology annotation, molecular function: transmembrane transporter activity. Gene Ontology annotation, biological process: transmembrane transport.